Messenger RNA from Pestalotiopsis fici W106-1, 1119 nucleotides. RefSeq lists its product as uncharacterized. Gene Ontology annotation, molecular function: DNA-binding transcription factor activity, RNA polymerase II-specific; RNA polymerase II cis-regulatory region sequence-specific DNA binding. Lineage: Eukaryota; Fungi; Ascomycota; Sordariomycetes; Amphisphaeriales; Sporocadaceae. The transcript is spliced from 3 exons. Gene Ontology annotation, biological process: regulation of transcription by RNA polymerase II; DNA-templated transcription. The record is from RefSeq and is a predicted model, not a curated record. The coding region runs from base 1 to 1119 and encodes 372 amino acids.
AUGCCUCUCUAUCAGUCGCCUACCUUGAGGUACCCCACAUGUAACCUUGCACCACCAGCCUCACAGGCAAAGAGCAGAAACAAAUCUGGUAACAAGGAGUCGGCGUUCGGUCACAAUCUGAAGGCGCUAGAGAGAAGCGGGCUGAGUGGGGCUAUGCUAAAAGCAACCUUGGUGCAAGUCAGCGUUUCCUGGCGUACGGAGCACCAAUCACAGGGCGGUACCCCCGAGACCCUGACUGGGAAGGAUCUCAAAGUGCUGGUUUUCAAGGUUCCCCCCAAAGUCCAAGCCCAGCUCAGAACAUCUAAUCAAGGUUCUCACCCGGCCUCAAGUGGAGGCCGACACAACAUACCAGAAUGGAGUCCACCAUUGCAACCUACUUCUACGUCCCAAGCCAGAUGCUCGCCCAGUGGUUCAGACCAUCACAGCUCUUUGGCGCCCACGAACCAACCUAACCUCGCGCCGUGGGAGAUUUCCGUAUUUGAGCCCUCGGACUUCUUCCACUAUGGUGUCGGGGUAGGGGGCCUUCACCCGGACCCUUUGAGUCUGGGUGACAGCUCCCUGUCUGACAAUUGGCUCACGGGUGCCGUCGAUAAUGGUAGCUUCGGCCUGGAUUUGACUGGACUCGAUUGGUCUGAAGGCGCCCGCCCGGCGCCAUUACCAGCUUUUGAUAUUUCACACAUUUUACAGAAUGAUGUUUAUGACCACAUCCUGGCUACUACUACCACCACCAUGCCAAACACGGCAGCUUUGACAGUGACUACCAUGCCGUCUUCAGCAAAUGUCACACCUUUGCAGCAGUCUCCAUCCUCCACGCUUUCUCAUGAUUUUGGAUCAGAGACCACUCCCCCAUUUUCUGCUUCCACAGAGCCAACGGGUCAACGUAAUUCACGAAAGCGCUCGCCCCCGGUGGAUCCUGAGACGGCUAUCAAGCGUCAGCGAAACAAUAUUGCUGCACGAAAAUACCGCCAAAAGAAGAUUGACCGCAUUAGCGAACUGGAAGCUGAACUGAAGGAAGUCAAGGAUGACCGUGAUGAUCUGCGAGUUCGUCUUGCGCGUCAGGAGGCCGAGGUUGCUGCUUUGAAGAGUCUGUUCAAGAUCAAGGGUGGUUUCGAUGUAUAA